Messenger RNA from Mollisia scopiformis, 1886 nucleotides. RefSeq lists its product as uncharacterized. NCBI's taxonomy places the organism in Eukaryota, Fungi, Ascomycota, Leotiomycetes, Helotiales, Mollisiaceae. The record is from RefSeq and is a predicted model, not a curated record. The transcript is spliced from 2 exons. The coding region runs from base 339 to 1688 and encodes 449 amino acids.
CUCAGCCAUGGGAUUUGAGCGAUGGCAUCGUGCUCAGAUCACACUGAAUCUCACCGGAAACAAUGUUUUAAUCAGCCGAAUGUACUGUGCAAUUCCAGACUUUCGACCCACCCUCAACCGUGGUUGAACUUUUAACCCUCCUUUGAAAGUGAUCGUGGGCGUUUAGUCUCAGUGAAGUGAUGGCAUAUCGAGGGAGAUUUGCAACAGGCUGUUCAACUUGUCGCCAACGAAAGAUAAAAUGGGACGAAACACGGCCCUCAUGCAAUCGUUGUCUCAAGGGAAGAUGAAAAUGUCCUGGGUAUAAAGACAUUACGGAUCUCACUUUCCGAAAUCAAUAUAUGACCACGACAGGAAAACCGCCUGGGCCACAAGUCCUAAAAACUGUUGUUUUAGAUCCGAAGGCAUCGGCGUUGCAGAUCUAUGGACGAUCACAUAGCCCUGUAGUCAAGUCAGCUAGCCCAUCAAAGAGCCUGAGUCUGGAUCUUGAUAAUGUGGCACUCGCAUAUUUCUUGUCAUAUCACAUUGUCGUGGGCUCCGGGAUUCUUGACAGGGGUCAAUACGAAUUCCUGCCAGAACUCCUAGCCAGCCAACAACACGUUGAUCCGGCUUUACACCAUUCUCUUAAUGCUGCAGGAUUCGCUGCAUUCGCGAACUCCCAUGGAAUAGUCAGCAUGCUCCAUAAAUCUCGAGUUGAAUGCAACUCCGCAAUCCGGGCCCUUCACACUGCACUUCAGUCUCCAGAAACAGCUGCAAAAGACAGCACCUUGGUUGCGGCGAUGCUCUUGUCAACAUUCGAGACUGUGACGUACGUUUACCACCAAGAUGUAGAAUCAUGCCUCGAUCAGAUAACUGGCGGUUUGGCGCUUCUCAAGAUUCGUGGACCUCGGUCACUGAACACUCGUCCUGGGCGUCAGAUGUUCUUGCAGGCGUAUUCACUUGUAGUUGCUGCAUGUAUGCAGAGGGAGCAUGCCGUCCCACCUACAUUGUUUGACUUGAGAAAUAACAUCAAGCCAAGCCUUGACCAGGACAGCUGCUCUUGGCAGAUUCUAGAUCUCAUGGUACAGUUCACCAACCUAUCGGCGUCUUUAAAGAACAACAGUCACCAGGAGACGGACCGCUCUUCGUAUGUCCUCUCUGCCGCCACGCAACUUGAUAAUGAAUUCCAGGCAAUUGCUUCAGAGUUGCGUUCAACAUUUCGAUAUGAGAUCUUUCGGUACUCUCACUCGAGCCUGGUCUACAACGGAAUAUACCAUGUAUACGAUGAUGCCUGGACCAUUCGAUACUGGAAUUACUUACGUCUCUGCCGCAUACUUCUCCAGAAGAUGGUUUUGGAUAAUUGCCACCCUUCUCUUGACCCGACGCCCGCACGGUACCAGAGUAUCUCUACGACAAUCAUUCAACUGUCCAUCGACGUUUGUGCUACAGUUGCCCAACACGCUGGAUACUUGCCACUUCUACAACACCAACAGUUGCUUUCACGAGAGCUUUUAAAUCAGAAUGCAUCGCAACCUGAAGCCGGCCCCUAUACGGCUGGCAUUUAUUCUCUCCUCCACCCACUUUUCGUUAUUGGUAAAAUGAAGAUCACACCAAUGGAGCAAAAGGAGUGGAUUAUAAGUCAGCUGGAAUAUCUAGGGCGACUUUCAGGCAUUUCGCAAGCAAUGGCAGCCAUGGAGGUGAUGAAAUUGUAAGGCUGUUUGUUGAGAUCAAUAACGUAUGAAGCCGAAAGUUAUUGAACACUCAUAGCUUAGCCUUGACUCGACUACCAAGAUGCGUCGAUUUGAGCUUAACAACAAUAGAUGCAGCUUCAGGGACGAGAUCCGGACGAUGCUUGAUAAAGACGAGAAGCGAAGAUGGGAAAGGGGCAUCUAAUCACGUGCUUGAGGUAG